AAUAUGUCCUAGUAUUUUAGAAAAUUGAUUUGGUACAGCUUUGCAACAAAUAUAUGGUAGGUCCUUCAUAAAAAACUCAUUUUGGGCACUCGAAAAAUGAUUAAAAAUAGCUAGAAAGAUUAGAAAUGCAUAGAAAUUGGUUCUUAUCCACAAAAUGUGGUCUAACUCUAGUGAAAAUUUGUGUGGUGCCAUUUUGCAAAAUAUUUUUGAUAUCUACUUAACAAAAUCCCUCUAUUUUUAGUACUUAGAUACUUUUUUAAAUCACUGGUUUUCUGAACCAAUCAGGACUCUUCCCACGGAUCGAUGACAUGGCGCCCAUCCAUCCAUCCAUCUCACAAUCCCACAUCCAUCCAUCCAUCUAUCUACAGAAAAAUAAAAAAAUGAAAAAGAGAUACCCCCACCACAGCCCAAACCCUAGCUCACAUCACACCCACCGCCAUCUUCCCCCAUCGCACCCCUCCUCCCGAUCUCCUCGCCGCCACCGCCACCUUGUACCUCCCGAUCCAAUCUCUCCCCGCCGCCUCCCGAUCCUUCCGCCGCCGCCCCGUCCUCCCCUUCCUUCCGCCCUCCACCUCUCCCCUCGCCUCCGCCACCCGACGGCCAUGGCGCGCCUCUUCCUCAUCCCAGAUCAAAUCCAGUGCCCCCCAACCGCAUCCAUCCGUCAGAGGCGUUGGAGGCGCACAGUGCGGUUCUAAUGGGCGGCGACCCGACGGCGCCCGGCGCAUCACGCGCCGAACCAUCUGUGCGGUUCUACUGGGCGGCGACCCGAAGGCGUCCAGCGCGCUGCUCACCCGUCGGCCUCCAACGCCGACCAGGCGGCCGCUGAGGCCGCUUACACCGCCUCUGCGCGCUGCGCCUCUACUCGUCGCUCAAGUGGACGGUGGCGCAGGUGCUCAAGUCUUGCCGUGCCUACUCCAGCGGCGUCACCGCCGCCAUCCUCCUCUCCGACCUCUUCCAGGAUAACCUUCACCCCGACUGUGCAGCACUGCAGUAUGGCUACGGUGAUUGGCCUGUGCCUCAGGCUUAAGUUGAUGCAAAACCCGCAAGACUACACCACUUGUCGUCGACCUGCCCCAUAGCAGGCAGACCCUCAACAUCAUUGUCAUCAUGCCCGGGACGCCAGGCUGGAUACAGGCAUGUGGACACAGCCACGACCACAGCUCUCCGGCAACCAAGACAGCGACAGCAUCGACGGGAUCCUCGGACGACCUGCGUCCUUCCCCGACCAUGCCCGCGACCUGCAUCCAGCUGCUCCUGCCCCGGCCCUCCUCAACUUCGCUCAUGGUGAGCUGCUGUAGGAAUAGGUGGUGCCAGCGGUGCUGGAUGCGGCAUGAGUGGUUUAGAUCAAGAUCUAAUGUCGUCAAGGUUGCUGCUGCUCUAACAGAAGAUCAGAAGAAGCCUGGAGAUGUGCACCAUAGUUUUAGUUGAUGGUGCCUGUGUAUUUUUUUAGUGUAUAUGUACAGUUGUUGGAUCGUGCACACAUGUAUGUGCUGUUGUGAGUUUGUGGAUUUGAUCAUUUAAUUGAGAGAAUUAUUGAUUGUUUGCAUUUGAAAUGUGUAAAAUGAAAUAUGUGAAUGAAAAAGAUGAAUGUUCUACUGGAUCGAAUAGUAUUUGGGCUCUAAAAAGGCUAUGGCCCAAACAAUUGUGGACUGGAAUAAUUUGCAUUUAUGAAAAACUAUAAAAAAGGCUUAAUGAAAUGGACUGCGAAAUGGAAUGAAAUAAGAAGGCCGAAUUGUUGGGCCAGGCCCAUGUAGCUAGCAAAAAUUAAUAGGAAAAAUAAACAUUAAAAAGGCCGAAUUGUUGGGCUAGGCCCAUGUAGAAAACCGAAUCGGACCGGGCUGAUUCUUGUGCCACAUCAGCUUGCCACGCUGGAUGCCUAAAUGGUUUGGGGAGGUUGCUAGUGACCAAAAAUUUGGUCGUGGAACCAACGACCUUUUACAUAUCCCAAAGAAGGUUGUUAAUUUCAGUUUAAGACUGCCAGCUUUUGACCUUCUGUUUUUGGUCAAAAAAAGGUCGCAAAUGAAAAACUAUGACCUUUCAGCGGC
Aegilops tauschii subsp. strangulata is the source of this 2045-nucleotide messenger RNA. RefSeq lists its product as uncharacterized. NCBI's taxonomy places the organism in Eukaryota, Viridiplantae, Streptophyta, Magnoliopsida, Poales, Poaceae. The record is from RefSeq and is a predicted model, not a curated record.